Prorocentrum cordatum is the source of this 1231-nucleotide messenger RNA. The record is from the annotation of a GenBank genome assembly. Lineage: Eukaryota; Dinophyceae; Prorocentrales; Prorocentraceae.
CCGGGGCACGAGUCCUUGGUGUUUUACGCGUGUUCCUAUAGAUUGCUCUUCUCCUGUGGCUCUAAUCCCUCCGUAGCCAUUUUGGCUCAAGCGUUCGCACGGCCGUCGCCCCGCGUCCUGGCUCAAGGGUCCGCCUCUGGCGAAAGCCUAUCGGCGCGGCCCUUCGCCCGUGGCGCGGAUGGCGGCGCCUAGAGGGGCUUGGUCGGCCCGCGACGCCGCCCUCCUGGUUGAGGCGGCGGUCCGCGGGGCCGUCUCUGCGAGUGCGCCGCGGCGCACGGUCGCGGCGGUGGCGCGGUCGGCUGCGUCGGCCACCCUUUUCGGGGUGGGCCGCGGGGCCGAGGGCGCCGUGCCGCCGCCGCCCGCUGCUGCUGCUGGUGAUGCUCGCCCUGAUCCUCCUGACCGAGCUGGCGCUGCUGGGGCUGACCCUGCGGCGCGAGCCGCGAAGCGCCGCCGCCGCCGCCAGCGCCGUGCUGCGCGGCGCGCGGCCGCCCAGGAGGAGAACAACAUGGACGUGGAGGUGGUGCCCGCUGGGGCGGUCGCUGGAGCUGCCGCUGGCGCAGCUGCUGUUGCGGCUGCAGCGGCGGCCACCGCCGACGAUGACAUGGACGACCUCGAUGACGAGUGGGCGGACGACGUUCGUCGGGCCGCCUCGGGCGCGGCGGCGGCGGAUCCCGCUGGAGUGGGAGGAGCUGCCGCCCCUGCCUGGCCGCGGAGGCUCAGGCGGAGGCCCGAACACGCCCCUGGGCGCGAGGGCCGGUGGGUCGUGGACGCGGAGGGCGCUGGCGCGGCCGGCGCGGCCGCGGGCACGGCGCUGGCACUCGCGAGGGACCCGGGGGCAAAGGGGCAGGCGGACGCGGCGGUGGCGGCGGCGGAGCCUGGCGGCGGAGCUGCUGCCUCGGUCGCGGCGGCGGGGGCGGCGGCUGCCCUCGAGGGCGCGUUCGCCGCGGCGGACGGCGUCCUGCGGAGGGCGGCCGAUUGGCGCCCCGAGGCGAGCGACGACCUUCGGCGCAUGCUGGAGGCCGUCCGCUGGCACCCCGCCUAGGCCCUACGGGCUGGCCCGCCCUUGGCGCGGGCGGCCGCGGCGCGCGUCCUCCUCCCACGGCUUCGCGUUCGAGGUCGGCGGCGGGCAGGGCUUCCUCUUCCUCGUGGCGGCGGACCCCGAGGUGGAGGUGGUGGAUCCGUGCGCUGCGCACGGGGAGCUUUGUGUACAAAAAAUGUGGCUCUAAUCCGC